Oryza brachyantha (malo sina) is the source of this 647-nucleotide messenger RNA. RefSeq names its product photosystem I reaction center subunit psaK, chloroplastic. Lineage: Eukaryota; Viridiplantae; Streptophyta; Magnoliopsida; Poales; Poaceae. The record is from RefSeq and is a predicted model, not a curated record. Bases 102 to 503 code for a protein of 133 amino acids. Gene Ontology annotation, cellular component: photosystem I; membrane. Gene Ontology annotation, biological process: photosynthesis. The transcript has 3 exons.
CACUCUAUCACUACCAUGGUUGGCACUUGGACCGACAUAUUUUCAUAGCUUCAAUUAUUCAGAGCAGCAUCAUCAUCAUCAUCAAGGAAGGAUUUGCAGCCAUGGCUUCCCAGCUCUCCGCCGCCACCUCCAUGCCACAGCUCCAUGGCCUCCGGAGCUACUCCUCUCCAAGGUCCAUGGUGAUGCUGCCAUCGAUGAGGAUGAGCAAGAAGAGGUCCCAGGGCAUCCGGUGCGACUUCAUCGGCUCAGAGACCAACCUGAUCAUGGUGACGACGACGACGCUGAUGCUGUUCGCGGGGAGGUUCGGGCUGGCGCCGUCGGCGAACAGGAAGGCGACGGCGGGGCUGAAGCUGGAGGCGCGCGACUCCGGCCUGCAGACCGGCGACCCCGCCGGGUUCACGCUCGCCGACACGCUGGCCUGCGGCGUCGUCGGCCACAUCAUGGGCGUCGGCAUCGUCCUCGGCCUCAAGAACAUCGGCGUGCUCGACAAGAUCAUCGGCUAAAUCAUUUCAUUAAGCUAGGACGACACCAGUUAAUUAAUUACUAUAUCUGUAAUCUGAUGAUCAUGGUGCGUGUCUUUGUGCCAUCGGCGAUGUAAAUUUGUGCGUGGAAUCAAUGCAUAUCUAGCUUAAUCUUGUUGCUGUCAA